Antrostomus carolinensis (chuck-will's-widow) is the source of this 2025-nucleotide messenger RNA. RefSeq names its product family with sequence similarity 169 member A (gene FAM169A). Bases 1 to 2025 code for a protein of 674 amino acids. The record is from RefSeq and is a predicted model, not a curated record. The transcript is spliced from 12 exons. Lineage: Eukaryota; Metazoa; Chordata; Aves; Caprimulgiformes; Caprimulgidae.
AUGUCGUUCCCUGUGGAUAUGUUGAGCAGCUACAGUCAUGAGGACUUGGAGAGUUCAGCCAAGGACUACUUGUCUGACCUUCGGUGUAGGAAUCCAAACUGUCCUGAAUUCCUGUCUCUGCCAGGCCACGGCAAAGUUCCUAUUAGCUUGUCAACUGUGGGCUUCGUUCCUCUUUAUGGUGAAGAGCUGACACACAAAGUUCUUGCUUUGUUUGCACCAGGGGACUCGCUCACAGCUGUAGCCCUGUAUCUUGCUGACCAGUGGUGGUCAAUUGAUGACAUUGUGAGAACAUCUGCCCCUGCUAGACAGGGGCUUCAUCAGGUGAAGUCUGUUGGAGAGAGGGUUGUUCUCUAUGUCCUGAAUCGAAUUAUCUAUCGGACACAAGAAAUGGAAAGAAAUGAGGUCCCUUUUCUCUGUCAUGGUAGCAAUGAAUAUGCUAAGAUCAUGUGGAAAAAAGGAGAGGCUAUUGGGUUCUAUUCUGUUAAACCUAAAGGAAGUGCUUGUAGGUCUUAUCGUGGUCAGAAUUAUAGGCUGCCAGUGCUAGACACAAUGUUUGUAAGAAAGAAACAUCGUGGGAAAGACUCUGGGCUAAUCAUACUGGAAGACUUUGUGUGUUCAUUUACUGAAAGUUCUCUCGGCCUACGAUACCCGCUGUCAACCUUCAUGUACACAGCUUGUAAGCAAUAUCUUGAGAAGUACCCUGGGGAUCAUAACCUUUUGUGGCAAGUGGAGGGAGCAGGAAGGUGGUUCCAGAGAACAUCUAUUAUGUCUAUAUGGCAAAAGGAAAAGCUCAAAAUUGCAGAGGCCUCACAGAAUGAAAAUAAGAGUGUCCAAGCAGAAGGUAAUUUUCAGCAGUCCGCAGCAGCAUCUGAAGCAAGUGGACAGAAGAUUGAGCUAGAAACUCAGCUAAAUGCUGACCCUCAAAAAGGUGAAGAAUCAAUAGAUGUCUGUGCAAGCACAUCUGAAGACCCUAACGUAGCUCCUGUUUCCAUUUGGACACGAAGCAGUCAUUUGAAGCGUCCCAGGAUAGGAAAAAAACCCGAGGAAUCUGAGCCUGAACCUUCACGAGGAAAUGAGGAAAGUACUCUUCGUGUGGCAGAAAGCAGGCUGGAACUUCCUGCCCACACAUCUGAAACCUCUGAAGACUUAGUAGAAGUACCUGAGGAGAACACUGUUAAGGAGGAUGAGGUAACGACUGCUGAAAAUGAGGGCCAGCCUGUAUCAGAAGUGGAGCUACAUGUAUCGCCCACUGAGAAACAGAGUGAGAAGGAGGAAGCUCCAUCAGAAACUGUUAAUGGAGAGGUAACAGAAGAGACUGGUAAGACCUCACCCGUGGCUGAAGAGGGAACAACAAAUGAAGAUCUAAGUGGUGAAUCAAAAUUGCAGCCUGAGAGUCAAGGAGAAGAACCCUUGACGCUGUUCGUUCCGUUAAUCCUUGAGUCUCCAGCAAAACCUUCUGAAGACACUGUAUCAGAAAAGGUUUUAAAUGCAAAUGAUUCAGAAGUGCCGACUGAAGAAAGUACAGCGGUAGAGAAGCAGAGCACUGAAGAACAGCAAGAAUCUGAACAGACCACCACUGAAAAUGCAGCUGCUUUGGCGUCGAAGGAAGAGCACUCUGACAAUGGCCUGCCCAACUCUAUGGUAACUGAAGCAGCAGAAGAAUCUGUUUCUGAAAAUGUAUCAUCCAAAACAUCUUCCUCGUUGGAAGAUCAAAAUGAAGAGGCGGGGCACAACUCACAGGAGGCCCCUGUUGCAUUGAGUCAGAGCUCUUUGAUAGUGGUUGAACUUGAGAAUGUUUCUUUUCAGCAGCCUUCUGGACAGGAAGGACAGAAGAACCAGUUGGAAGAGCACUCAGAAGAGUCUGCUGAGCUGAUGGAUCAGUACACGCAGACGUCAGUGGAGCGGGCUGCCGACAGCAGCUCUGAGGAAGCAGAAAUUGAGGUACCCAUUGUAGAUCGGAGAAACUUGCGAAGAAAGGCCAAAGGCUACAAAGGUCCACCCAAGAAAAAAGGAAAGACAACUUGA